Molecule: messenger RNA, 2563 nt
Organism: Pseudo-nitzschia multistriata
Lineage: Eukaryota; Bacillariophyta; Bacillariophyceae; Bacillariales; Bacillariaceae
Source: the annotation of a GenBank genome assembly
UACUAGAAACUGAACUCAGUCCUUUAGCUCGUUGGUGAGUAAUUGAUUGUAUGUGGUGAUUGUCCUUGUUUGAUUUGAGAAGUAUUGCAUACUUUUUUUCAGGGAUGCARUAAACGAACAAGAUAUAUCGGGAGCAGAAUAGAUCGGAUUUCAUAGCAUGCAGGUGUUGUCCGUUGUCUCCGAAUCAAGAAAGCAACGAGAUAAAUGGACAGACUGAAUUGUAAUCAUCACCUUCGACUAACCCACCGUGAAUUCGAUUAGUCUUUGUCGAGUGGGUCAUCGUUAACAAUGCUGCCACUCUCUUGUUUGGAUACUACAACCGCUUGUACUAGCGUGAAACUCACGAAUUAUUUUAUACUUUCAUUACUUUCUUCUACCGCUUCAGAUACUCUACUGACUACACCAUGCGUUUGACAAUUGCUCUUUCUGCCCUUGUGACCGUUGGCUCUGCCAGCAACAAUGAGAAUCACGAUGAUGCAUCGCUUAAGAGCCAUCCAUCUGAUUCUGCUCGUUCUCAGUCCCAUGGGUUUUCUAGCCCUAGCCACCCAUCCCGCCCUGAUUGGAAGUCCGCUUCGAUUGGGUUGUCUCAAUACCAAGGAUUUCCGGAAUGGAUUCUUUCCGAGGAUAUGGGUGUCAAACUCAAAGCGCUUCGCAAUCGAUUCAUUAAAACCGAAUCGACUAAUGUAGUCGAGGGAGAUCCAGACUUCAACUUCUCGCCAGACCUUGGUAUGAUCAACGAACAUAGUGCUGCCUCUGAUGAAAGUUCUGCCGAAAACAUGAAUCAUUAUGAUCACAGUACCGACGAGCACUACUUUGAAGAUCCUACCAUGCACAACAACGACCAACUUUCCCAUGGUGUUGCUGAUGCAGGAGAUUUUGGGGUACCCCAAGAAGAGCAUCGUAACCUUCAAUAUACCGAUUGCACUGCCGCUUGUCCUAAUGGACGCCCUAUAAUUGGCGUUUCCGGAGAGGAAUUGAGUCGUCAUUGACGAAUGCCUUCUAGGCAAUUGCAAAUACGACCUUCCAUUCAACUGCUGGAACACAUCAGGUGUCACUGACAUGUCAAAUGCAUUUUACAAAGAACACGACCCCUACGACAAUCCAGACCUCCCCCCACCACCUCAAGCCUACUUUAACGAACCGCUGGAUUGCUGGGAUGUGUCCUCCGUGACCGACACAAAGUUUUUGUUUGCAAGAGCAUCUAGUUUCAACCAACCCAUUGGUAAUUGGGACAUGUCAAGCGUGACCAGCGUAAGGGAGAUGUUUUAUUAUGCAAUGCAAUUCAACCAACCCAUUGGUAAUUGGGACAUGUCAAGCGUGACAGACAUGGGUAAAAUGAUGAUCCGAUGCGGUUUUAACCAGCCUGUUGAGAACUGGGAUGUGUCAAAUGUGAACGACAUGAGUGAAGCAUUCAGUGGUACAUUAUAUUUCAAUCAGCCACUUGGUAACUGGAAUACGUCCAGCGUGACAAGCAUGSMGGCUAUGUUUGCUCUGUCUCCUUUCAAUCAACCCCUGAGUGAAUGGGAUUUGUCAAGCGUGAUAAGCAUGGGUAGUAUGUUUUCGCUURCCGGGGCAUUCAACCAGCCUCUUGCUGAUUGGGAUGUGUCAAAAGUAGAAKACAUGRSUUCCAUGUUCGGUUGUCCUAAAUUUUUCYCAAURGAUUGUGUUUUCAACCAACCCAUUGGUAAUUGGAAUGUUGGAAACGUGGAAARUAUGRGWRGUAUGUUCAUGGGCGCACCGUUCAACCAGCCUAUUGGUGAUUGGGAUGUGUCAAAUGUGAAAASYAUGRRUSYCAUGUUURYWCAAKCGGACUUCAACCAGCCCAUUGGUGACUGGGAUGUGUCAAGCGUGYACRAKAUGKSGUUGAUGUUUUACGRAACCCCAUCGAUUGACGAGGGAAUCGUGAAUUGGAACGURUCRAACGUGGRARWAAUGGASYWUAUGUUCRCUAMUGCAGAAUUCAACCAUCCCAUUGGUGACUGGGAUGUGUCAAGCGUGACCAAUUUUGAGUCGAUGUUUAAAAAUACAACCAGUUUCAACCAGUGUCUAGUGCAAUGGGGCGACAAGGUUCAAAUCGAUGACACAAAUGUGGAAGAAAUGUUUGACGGCAGUGGAUGUCCUUCCCAGUCAGAUCCAGUUCUUCCAAGAGGACCCUGGUGCCAAACGAGCAGCGAAUCCUGUGAGUUCCCAGCCUGUAGAGACCGGGAUUCCUUUGUGUUCARGRGYGAAGAAACCACAUGCAGCGAAUUGAAAGGCUUCCCAAACAAGAAGAGGAAGAACYGGUGCAAAAAAAGGAAUCCGAAAAACGCCUGCCCGAGUGUUUGCAAUCGUCGCUGUUUUUGCAAGGACAAGAGGAAGUUCCGGAUCGGAGGUACCGCCUUCCKUUGUAAGAAUGUCGGCGAAGACGGCAAGCCCACCUGYGACACGAAUGUGAAGAAKRACAUCAUCGUCAGCGAUCUUUGCCCCGAGAAAUGUGACAGCUGUCAUGUUUGAUUUCAAUUUGGGAUUCGCUCAGAAAAGCUCCGAAACUCGGACCAAGCCGUAAGAAACUUUKUGCAAAGCU